This is a messenger RNA of Anopheles funestus (African malaria mosquito), 2734 nucleotides long. RefSeq names its product heat shock 70 kDa protein cognate 4. The record is from RefSeq and is a predicted model, not a curated record. Gene Ontology annotation, molecular function: ATP binding; misfolded protein binding; heat shock protein binding. The transcript has 2 exons. Gene Ontology annotation, cellular component: plasma membrane; cytosol; nucleus. The coding region runs from base 141 to 2102 and encodes 653 amino acids. Gene Ontology annotation, biological process: vesicle-mediated transport; protein refolding; cellular response to unfolded protein. Lineage: Eukaryota; Metazoa; Arthropoda; Insecta; Diptera; Culicidae.
GCGAUUGAAGUUCCCUUCGUCAAUUCUUGUUUAACAUCCAAGCGAAGUAGAAGCAGACGGCGCGAGCAGAACAUCGCGAGAAAUUCGUUCCAAGUUUAAUUCAGUGACUAGAAAAGUGAUCAAACACAUUAUAACUAAAGAUGGCAGCAAAAGCACCAGCAGUUGGUAUUGAUCUGGGCACGACCUACAGCUGUGUCGGAGUUUUCCAGCACGGUAAAGUAGAAAUCAUCGCCAAUGACCAGGGUAACCGAACCACGCCAUCGUAUGUGGCCUUCACUGACACGGAGCGUCUGAUUGGUGAUGCUGCCAAGAACCAGGUUGCCAUGAACCCGACCAACACGAUCUUCGAUGCCAAGCGUCUGAUUGGUCGCAAGUUUGACGAUCCCGCCAUCCAGGCUGACAUGAAGCAUUGGCCGUUCGAGGUGGAAUCGAUCGAGGGCAAACCAAAGAUUGCGGUCGAGUACAAGGGCGAGAAGAAAUCGUUCUUCCCGGAGGAGGUCAGCUCGAUGGUGCUGACCAAGAUGAAGGAAACGGCCGAAGCAUACCUGGGCAAGACUGUGACGAAUGCCGUCAUUACCGUGCCAGCCUACUUCAACGAUUCGCAGCGCCAGGCGACGAAGGAUGCCGGAACCAUUUCAGGAUUGAACGUGCUGCGUAUCAUCAACGAGCCGACCGCGGCCGCCAUCGCCUACGGUCUGGACAAGAAGACAGCCGGUGAGCGCAACGUGCUGAUCUUCGAUCUGGGCGGCGGUACCUUCGAUGUGUCGAUCCUGUCCAUCGACGAUGGCAUCUUCGAAGUCAAGUCGACUGCCGGAGACACCCAUCUGGGUGGUGAGGACUUCGACAACCGUCUGGUUAACCACUUCGCUCAGGAAUUCAAGCGCAAACACAAGAAAGAUCUGUCCACCAACAAGCGUGCCCUGCGUCGUCUGCGCACGGCAUGCGAGCGCGCGAAGCGCACGCUGUCCUCGUCGACGCAGGCCAGCAUUGAGAUCGAUUCGCUGUUCGAGGGAACCGAUUUCUAUACCUCGAUCACGCGUGCCCGCUUCGAGGAGCUGAACGCCGACCUGUUCCGUUCGACGAUGGAACCAGUCGAGAAGGCGCUGCGUGACGCCAAGAUGGACAAGGCCAGCAUCCACGACAUUGUGCUGGUUGGUGGAUCGACCCGUAUCCCCAAGGUGCAGAAGCUCCUGCAGGACUUCUUCAACGGCAAGGAGUUGAACAAGUCUAUCAACCCGGACGAGGCCGUCGCAUACGGUGCCGCCGUCCAGGCCGCCAUCCUGCACGGUGACAAGUCGGAGGAGGUGCAGGAUCUGCUGCUGCUCGACGUGACGCCGCUGUCGCUCGGUAUCGAGACCGCGGGUGGUGUGAUGUCGGUGCUGAUCAAGCGUAACACGACCAUCCCGACGAAGCAGACGCAGACGUUCACCACGUACUCGGACAACCAGCCCGGUGUGCUGAUCCAGGUGUUCGAGGGCGAGCGUGCCAUGACGAAGGACAACAAUCUGCUCGGCAAGUUCGAGCUGAGCGGCAUCCCGCCGGCACCGCGCGGUGUGCCCCAGAUCGAGGUGACGUUCGAUAUUGAUGCCAACGGUAUCCUGAACGUGACGGCGCUCGAGAAGUCGACGAACAAGGAGAACAAGAUCACCAUCACGAACGACAAGGGCCGCCUGAGCAAGGAAGACAUCGAGCGCAUGGUGAACGAGGCCGAGAAGUAUCGCAGCGAGGACGAGAAGCAGAAGGAAACCAUCUCCGCGAAGAAUGCGCUAGAGUCGUACUGCUUCAACAUGAAGGCCACCAUGGAGGAUGAGAAGCUGAAGGAAAAGAUGUCGGACAGCGACAAGACCCUGGUGUUGGACAAGUGCAACGACACGAUCAAGUGGCUCGAUGCGAACCAGCUGGCCGACAAGGAGGAGUAUGAGCACCGCCAGAAGGAGCUGGAGUCGGUGUGCAACCCGAUCAUCAGCAAGCUGUACCAGGGUGCUGGUGGCGCUCCGGGUGGCAUGCCAUUCCCGGGUGGUGCUCCGGGAGCUGGAGCUGCCGGUGGUGCCGCUGGCGGUGCCGGAUCCGGUUCCGGACCGACCAUCGAGGAGGUUGACUAAAUCAUUCUCACAUUCCAACGGAUGAUGGCGCGUACUAAACAAGAGAUAGGGACGAUCUAAAAAUAAACAUGCUGCUGGCGCCACCAAAAACCGUCCCCUUGUUUGCAAAUCUACGAUCUUCUGCUUAUCCUGGGACAAAUGAUCAUCAUUGGUCCUGCUACUACCACCACCACCACCACACAUAUGCUGCUUGAUAGCGCAUGCUUUUCUGCCGUUCAGUUCUAAUUUCAUACACUCCUUUCUGAACUCUCGACUAUUACCCCUGCCAUCCUCAAAGCCAGCAGAGCAGAACCACAGCCAUUUAUCAUUGUGAUUACGGAGGAAAAAACACUUGAAAAAUUGCGAUACGCGUGACACGCCGAGCAGACGACAAGUAUUUUACGUUAGUGUUGAAUGUUAAAUCUUUUUGUAUCAUCAUUACAAUCCGCCUGCGGGGCGAGGUGUCGGAAUAUGAAUAUGUGAAGUACCCGUAAAGAUUAAUGCGACAUAAUUGCACUAACUUGUUCUCUCGCUAGCGAUGAAAUGUGCUGAACAAAAAAUAAUAAACGAAAAAUAGGCCAAAUAAAGAAACACGCUAAAGAGCUCUGUACGUCUCCGACAACCAAGAUCAUGAUUGGAGCGAAAUUAGAAAA